Arvicanthis niloticus (Nile rat) is the source of this 3123-nucleotide messenger RNA. NCBI's taxonomy places the organism in Eukaryota, Metazoa, Chordata, Mammalia, Rodentia, Muridae. The record is from RefSeq and is a predicted model, not a curated record.
GCUUCGAGCGGCCUCGCCUCACCGCCUAGCGCCCCCCUCAGCCGUUGCCGCCGCCGCCGCCGCCGCCGCCGCCGCCGCCGCCGGCCAUGUCCCCCGGCCGCCGCCGCCGCCGCCCGAGCGCGGCGCUCCCGCGGCCCGGCGCGCACUGAGCGCGGGCCCGAGCCACCGUCCGCCCGCCCCGGGCCCUUGUUCUCCGCGCCGCCGCCGCCGCCAUGUUGGGUUUGGAGCCGCAGCGGAGCCGCCGCCGCCGCCGCGGCUGACGAGGCCGAGCGCGGAGCCCGGCCCGCGCCGGGGCCCAGGGAGCGGGGCCCGUCGGAGUCCGUCGGCGCCCGAGUGCCCGUCCGCCGUGCGAGCGAGCCGCCGGGCCCCCGGCCGCGCCCUCUGCCGCCGGCCGAGCGAGCCGCGGAGCCCCGAGAGGCAGCACCAUGGCGGAGCAGACCUAUUCGUGGGCGUAUUCCCUGGUGGAUUCCAGUCAAGUGUCGACAUUUCUGAUAUCCAUUCUUCUUAUAGUCUAUGGUAGUUUCAGGUCUCUUAAUAUGGACUUUGAAAACCAAGAUAAGGAGAAAGACAGCAACAGUCCUUCUGGUUCCUUCAACGGCAACAGCACCAAUAACAGUAUCCAGACGAUUGAUUCCACCCAGGCUCUGUUCCUUCCGAUUGGAGCGUCCGUCUCUCUCCUCGUCAUGUUCUUCUUCUUUGACUCAGUUCAAGUCGUUUUCACAAUAUGCACAGCAGUUCUUGCAACAAUAGCCUUUGCUUUUCUUCUUCUCCCGAUGUGCCAGUAUUUAACAAGGCCCUGCUCCCCUCAGAACAAGAUUUCCUUCGGUUGCUGUGGGCGUUUCACUGCUGCCGAGUUGCUGUCAUUCUCCCUGUCCGUCAUGCUCGUCCUCAUCUGGGUUCUCACUGGCCACUGGCUUCUUAUGGAUGCUCUGGCCAUGGGUCUCUGUGUUGCCAUGAUCGCCUUCGUCCGCCUGCCAAGCCUCAAGGUUUCCUGUCUGCUUCUCUCAGGGCUUCUCAUCUACGACGUCUUCUGGGUGUUUUUCUCAGCCUACAUCUUCAACAGCAAUGUCAUGGUGAAAGUGGCCACGCAGCCAGCUGAUAAUCCCCUUGACGUUCUGUCCCGGAAGCUCCACCUGGGACCCAAUGUGGGGCGUGAUGUUCCUCGCCUGUCUUUGCCUGGAAAAUUGGUCUUCCCAAGCUCCACUGGCAGUCACUUCUCGAUGUUGGGCAUCGGGGACAUUGUGAUGCCUGGCCUUCUGCUGUGCUUUGUUCUUCGAUAUGACAACUACAAGAAACAAGCCAGUGGCGACUCCUGUGGGGCCCCUGGUCCGGCUAAUAUCUCUGGGCGCAUGCAGAAGGUCUCCUACUUCCACUGCACCCUCAUCGGGUACUUCGUAGGUCUGCUCACGGCGACUGUGGCGUCUCGCAUCCACCGAGCCGCCCAGCCAGCUCUCCUCUACUUGGUGCCAUUUACCUUACUGCCCCUCCUCACCAUGGCCUACCUAAAGGGUGACUUACGAAGGAUGUGGUCUGAGCCAUUCCACUCCAAGUCCAGUAGCUCCCGGUUCCUGGAAGUAUGAUGAUCCUAGGAGAAGUGACGGAGCGCUGGCCUCGCCCUUUUCUCUCUCUCACCGCGUGGUUUUGUUCCCUCUACAAGCUGGCCUGACUCAGGCAUACCUGCUCACGGAACUGCAGUGUGGCUGGAGUUUGACUGAGGGGAGCGUUCGCAGAGGGGCUGGAGCCCUUCUCUUCUGCGCUCUGGGAGAGUGGACCCUUCCAGAAGGGCAGGCCCUCCCGGUGCUCCUCCUCGGGGUUUUAUGGAUCUGCACCAGACUGUUAACUUGUGGGAAGAUGGAGAAGUUGACUUAUUUAAGAACUACAAACAGCAAGGAGUUGUUCUAGAACUUUGAACACUAAACGGACGAAAAUCAAUUAGCAAACAGAAGUCUCUUCGGUGAACCCCCCAAAACUUUGGGACCAGUUUCCUCUGGGGACUCCAUUUCACAGACCUAGGGCAGAACGUCUGUCCUCCCAUUUUUUUUUUCUUUUUUUCUUUUGGAUUUAUUAAAUAUUUUCUGUGGUGUGAAGUGACUUAUUCAGUCCACAGACAUUGACUGACUUCUUACAACAUACACAUAAGAAUCUGUUGUAAUGACUGUCCCACCGUGUUGGCCAUGAGAAGGACACGGUUUUAUACAUACGUACAUAUAUAUAUAUACACGUGCACAUAGAUAUCUGAGUGAACAGCGACUAAACCUGCUAAGAUCAUGCGUGUAGCAGACGGGGGCUUGCUGUCAUUUGAGCAUGUAGAACAGUUUACCGUGCCUCCUCGCAUAAGCUGCCGUCUCCGUGAGAGUCACGUGCGGUUGCGCCAUGGACACGCUGAGCUGAUAGACUCGGGGCUGUGAGGACUCCUUCUUUUGAUCAGUGUAGCAAAUUAGGGAUGAAAAGUUGGAACUUUUUGACCCUUUUCUUUUUACAGGCUUCUCCCUCGCAGUUUUUCGUAACCGCCUCUUGAACCAGUGCAUGUAUUAUAGCAGCAGGUGUCUUUGUGCUUUCUGAUCAUAGUAAUGUACCACCUGUAAAUACAUUUUUCUAUUUUAUAUUUUUUUGUAUUUUUUUGACAUUUUGUUUCAUUGGUGCGCUGUAUUUUCCAUGCCCCCAGCCCCUUAGAAAAAACAAACCGGAAAAAAGCAACGCAAUCCUGUCCUUGCUGUGGUGAUUACAGUCUUGGUUUACCUGUGGUGACAGCUGGGCUUUGGGGACAAAUGUCAGUUGCCUCUGCACAUGGAGCUGAAGUCCAGGAGCUGGAGACAGAGCAGGCUGCUGCUGUGCCUUCAGAACCUGGCCCCGAGCCAUCUGUGGGCUCACCUUCAUCUCAGCCUGGUGAGCGGCUGCCCAUGUGGUGGGACAGCAGGCCCUGGAGUCUGCUCCUUCCUGGGAUUGCUGGCAUCCAUCGUGGCCUGCCUGUCCCCACCGCUGCAGACAUCCCGGCAGAGUGCACAGCCUGAGGCCGUCAAUGGAGCAGCAUACCGCCAUGCUGUGGGUUCCUCUGUCAUCUUCAGACUCUGCUGAAGGGUUUGAAGGGUUGGUUUUGUCUCUAAUAAAUGACUCCCUUUUCUA